AACGAGCCUGUACACUCUCUUCAAUGGGCUGUACUGCAGUCUAAAGUGUUUUUGGAUCAUUCCGCGGACAAAACAUUGAUAAAAUAUCUGUCCAAGAACAUUCAGUAUACAAAGAACUCCAGACAACAUGAGUUGUGGAAAAUCAGAAGUGAUCUAGGAGCUUUAUACCGUUCAUGCCAUUGAAGACACUGUAAGUCUAUCCCUCACAGCCUUGUUGUCAUUCUCAUUAAAAAAAUCAAAGAUGGCGCUAGCGUGAAUAAGGCAACAGCAUUUUGGAGGCGAUAUUUUACUUUAGUUUUCUCAGGCGGAAAUCCGUAACAACGAAGUGUAAAAACAGAUUAAUUUCGACACAGUAGGCUUACAAUUUAAAUGGCUUUAUAGUCUGUUAUCGAAUUCGUUUUGGCAGGUCUGAUAUCCACAUUGUAGAAGCUGCUUUGAAUCUUUUUUCGGCACAUUCAGUGGAAAGCCUCAGAGCUUCACGAAGAAUCUUUAUUUCCCCAUCCCUAAUCCACAACGAUGAGCGAGUCCAACCGAGAUGAAAAGGAGCAGGAGCCUGUCAAAGAUCAGAGCACCACGAUUCUUCAGUAUAAGACUUCAGUCAUUGACAAAUGUGAGUUUGUGACAGAGCUUCCAUCUGAUGAACAUGUGCGAUUCACCACCCGUUAUAUUGAGCCAGUGAUUUUUCAGACGAGUCUGACAAAAAAAAACAGUUGUGAACAUGUGAUGUUUGAGAACUUCUCUGGAACAAAAACAUCAACUCAACUUUUAUCAGAUGAUAAUCACACAAUCAGAAUAGAUGAGUUGUUCAGUCCUGACACUGAUGGGAAAAUACCAAAAACUGUGAUUCUCAGUGGUGACUCUGGAAGUGGUAAAUCCUUCGCAUCACAGAAGAUCAUGUUGGACUGGGCAUCUGGAAAAUUUUACUCUGAACACUUUGAUGUAGUUUUCCUUCUGAAAUGUGAAGAGCUGAUGUGUAUUUCUGAGGAGGUGAGCUUGAUUGAGCUCUUGAGCUGGAGUUGCAGUUUAACAUCAGAUCAGAUCACACAGACACUACAGGAGUCACCAGAGAAAGUGCUCUUCCUCAUUGAUGGCUUUGAGCAUGUAUCUCAUCCACCCAUUAAAUUAAUGUUACUGCACUCUAAUCCAUCCAAGAGAGCCCCAAUUAUGGACACACUUAAGUGCCUGCUGAGGGGAUUCAUGUUGACUGAGUCAUUUCUACUGGUCACCACCAGAUCUACACCUGCUGAUACAAUGAAGAAUCUCCUUAAGGUACCACAGCGUUCCACUGAGAUCAUGGGCUUCUCUGAAAGGGGGGUGGAGGAAUACUUCCAGAAGUUCUUUCAGGAUGAGCAAGUCUUCAGGAAAGCAUAUGAGAGUGUGACUGUCAACAAACCCCUCCUGGCUGCCUGCUCUGUCCCUUUGGUUUGUUGGAUUGUCUGUCUUUGUCUAAAAAAGCACUUAAAAAACAAUGUGAUGAAAAAUCUACUGACAACUACAUCCAUAUAUUUGCGCUUUGCGUUCACUGUACUGGAACAUCACUGUACUGGAGCAUCACAGAGUCAAUCUGUCUUCACCCUGCUGAAGAGUCUGGGCCAGCUGGCUGAGGAAGGGAUGGAGAAGCAGCAACUCCUGUUUGAUGAGAGGACUGUGUUUGAGACAGGCUUAGAUGCUGCUACUAGUGUGUUCUUGUGUAAAGGUAGUUUGAAAGGAAAAGAUGAACCAGUGUACAAGUUUAUCCAUUUCAGCUUUCAGGAGUUCUUCACUGCUCUUUAUUAUGUCUUACUGGAUGAAGGAGAGUCAUGGAGGAAAGUCUGUGAUUUGUUGACAUGGGAAAGCAGAAUAGCCACAUUUGUCUGGCCAUCUUCAAUUUUGAAAGGCAGAAGAUCAAAUCCCAACCCUCCAAUUUUGUUGUUCCUCUGUGGUCUCUUUCAUAACGAGUUGAGAAGGCCACUCUUUAAAAAGUACAAGUGGACUGUUCCUCAAAUCAUAAAACGGAAGAAGAGAACAAUGAAGAGAAAUCUGAAGAAAAGAAUCCUUGCAAUGGCACAAGAAUGUAAAAUUGAGUGGAUUGUUUUACACUGUCUAUAUGAGCUCCAUGAUGAAAUGUUUGUGAAGAGGGCUCUGGAAGCAAAGAGGAACAUGGAUUUCUCUUCUGUUUCCCUGAGGAGCACAGACUGUUGGGUGCUGCUGUACUGCCUUCAAUGCUGUCCACACAUCAGAGAAGUGAACCUCAUAUACUGUGAUUUAACAGCUGAUAAACUGAGAAUUCUUCAGCCAGCACUCUGUAUGUGUGAGAGUCUGAGGUUGAUGGUGGACCACCUGUCAGAAGUUGGAGAUUUGAUCGAGGCACUUGGUGAAUCAAAAACCUUUAGACAACUGAAAGUUCAGGAGGUUGAUUACAGUGAUGAGAGUCCCAGAUGGUCACUCGAUCUGUCAGUCACGCAGGAAGAAUUCCUGUUGUCUGUGAGCCACUCAGGGAAGAAUCCAUUAUUUCCAUCGCUCUUAAAAAUCAGUCUUGCCUGUCCACACUCAGAGAUGUCCAGCAUUGACUGGACACUCUUCUUACAGAGACUCGAGGAAGAUGAAAAAUUUACAGAAGACUCUUCAGAGUGUGCUGAGCAUGUCAGUUUGCUGCUGUCAUCCUUUUACCCGGUCAGUCUUAAGUUGAGGCUGAAUGUGGUGACUCUGUCUGAGAGCUGGGCUUCUGGGAUCAUUUCCCUCAUUCAAACCUGCACCCGUCUACAGAAACUCCACAUUGAAGAAGAAAAUGGCAGUCAUAAAAGUCUCUUCUCAUCUCUCAGUGUAGUAGUUUGUGAUGGAGACAUCAGGCUGGAUUUGAAGCAGAGACAGAAUUUUGAGUCACUCUCAAAAUUCUCAGUCAAUUUUCCACACUCAGCGUUAAGCAGCAUUGACUGGAAAGUCCUCCUACAGAGAUUCCAUAAAGCGACUAGAUACAAACAAGAUUCCCCAGAGUGUAAUGAGCAUGUGGAUGCUCUGUUUUCAUUCUUGCACACUCUGUGUGGUUCAAAGAGAGUGGAACUGAUGAUCUUUAGUCUGAAUAAGAGCUGGGCUGUCAGGAUUCUCUCUCUCAUCCAGGCCUGGUGUAGUCUACAAGAAAUCUGUGUCUGUGUCAUUGGUUUGCUCCUGGAGGAGGGACUCAUGUUACUGCAAGAAUCACUGACCGAUCCACUUUGCACUGUGGUCAUUAAAGGGAGGAGGUGCAGUAAAGCCACUGACCAGUGCACAGAGGAGCACUGGAUAUGCAGCUGUAAUGAGAAAGUGGAGAUUUACUUCAAACCGAAAGUUUUGGAAGAGCUGGAAAAGUUGAACAUGUCUGAACCCGAACCUUCUGGAAUGAAUCUUCACCCGCUCCCAGACUGUCAGUGUUGUGUUCACAUAGUUGAUUCUGAUCAGUGGAUCCAGGUUGAGCCGUCAGUCUAUAAAGAUGGAGUGUCAAAGUUCAGGAUCAGCACUCUGCCCGGUCGUUACGAGUGCACCAGGACAAGACUGCGAUGGGUUUGUGAUUGUGAUGUCACCCUUCAGUACCAUCCCGUGGACGGAUGUGUCGUCACUGCAGAUCUUGAGAGGCUGCAGUGUGAGAGAAUUGGUCCAGUGAUUGAUCUCACAGUGAUCUCAGGAACACUGGAGGAGGCCCAUCUGCCUCAUUACGCCUGUUUAGCAAAGUCUGACUUCUCUCUCAGAGAUGCUGUGAAGGUCCUCAGCAAAAAAGAUGUGGGAGUAUCUUUACAAUCUGUAGAGCUGACCCGUUUUCAUGCCAAAAUAGUACAACCAUCCUUCUCUCUCACAACUUUAAUAAUAAAUUGGAUAAUGCAAUGGGAAGAACACUGCAAUCUUCUUCUUUAUAUGCGGUGUCAACACCCACUCAUUCUGCACGUCUACUUUUUUCCAUUGGGUGAUACUUGUGCAAAAGAAAAAGUUGAGCUGAAUGAACAAUCAAGCCUUCAGAUCAUACAUCCCAGACCAGGCAGGCCAUUUCGGAUGAAAACACCCCACCUUCUUGAGGUUCCUGGUGCAUCUGUCCAGCCCACAGAGGGUGUUACAUUCAGAAGGGAGAUCAUCCCUAACUUCUUUAAGGUCUAUAAACCUUUGGAUGGUGAUGUACAUAUGAAUCUUAUCAGAGAAGAGGACCAAAAGUCUGUGUGGACUGCAAUCAUUUAUAAAGAUGAACUUGCCCAGAUAAAUCCACGGCAAAUCCAAAAUGAGCCUCAACUGAACUGCGAAACUGAUGAAGCAAUGUUUUUUGAUAAACACUGGUCAGCUCUCAUUGAGAGGGUUAAAAAUGUGAAGAGCAUUGCAGAUAAACUGUUCGAGCAGCGAUUAAUUCAUAAUGAACUAUACUUUGAACUCAUACUUACUAAUAUAACCAGUCAGGAUAGCAUGAGAAAGAUCUGUUGUGCAGUGCAUUCGAGUGGUAAAACUGCAAAAGCUAAAUUAAUCUCGAUUCUUCAGGAAAAAGAGCCCUACCUUUUACAAGAACUGGUGCACUCCAAUUCUUCACCAUGAUCUCAAGGUUAUGGCAUUGCUAUGAAACAGCAGCAGCAGACAAGCCCAAGGAUUAGGAGUGCCACUUAAAAAUAAAUUAAUUACUUAUUCCUAAAUAUAAUUGUAAAUAAUCAAUUUACAAAUGGACCAAUAAGUUAAUUCUUACACAAAAUGUAGUUAAAUACUGUAUAUUAAUAAAAUAACUUAAGUGCAGCUUUUAAAUUGCAUUUUAAAAGAGAACUUACAAAUUGCUUUUCUUUGUCCAUUUGCCAGUUGUGUUAACAAUUAAACAUUUGAACUUGAGGAUUCAACAUACAUUAAAUGGUUACUUUCACUGAUUCAUUCACUAAAUUUUCAACUGAAUUUUAAGAUGUGCCCCCUUUAUGCAAUGAUUUUAUUGUUACCUUUGGAUAUUUUUAUUUUUUUUAAAUAAUGCAAAUUAAAUUAAUUUAAAUAGCCUAUAAGUAGUUUUUAUUUUCCAGUUAAUUAAUUGUUACAUAUGUUCUUCUAGGUAUCCAUACUGUGCAAGCAAUGAUACCUUUCAAAAGGUUAAUUAAAUAUAUUACAAAGAAAUCAAAUAGAUUAUCUUCGAAAAAUGGCAAAAGCUGGUGCUUAGUGUUAGAAUGAAAAAAAAAAUAGGUGUGUGGAAUAAUUUGGUAUUUUACAUAAUUGUUAAAAUAACUUGAACACUACAGGUGAUUUGAAGAUCAGUUUGAUUCACAGUUGAUUCUCAUCAUUUCAGGUUUGACUCUGAAAUCUCAAUUUUCCAUAUGGACAUCGAAAUCCACCCAGUCUGACUUUUUAAUGCCAUAACCAUGCGUUCAGACCAGAGGAGGCGAGAGCAUCAAUAUUCGCUCUGGCUGCCCUGCCAUCAAUGCUAUCAAAGAUUCGUGGACACUCUGACGUAGUUGAAAUGUUCGUUCGGAAUGCUUGGUUUUGUGAACUAUAUUUAAAGGGGCCGCAAAACAUCCAGACAUGUCGACCGGUAUCUUUUUGCUGACCUAUCACAAGUAGCGUAUAUCCUCAUGAAAUCUUUUAAAUGUGAAAGUAAGAAAUUGAUCGAUGGCAGAAAGUAAUUAAAUAUAAAUAUAAAUAAAUAUAAAUGUUUCCUAUAAA
Molecule: messenger RNA, 5619 nt
Organism: Myxocyprinus asiaticus (Chinese sucker)
Lineage: Eukaryota; Metazoa; Chordata; Actinopteri; Cypriniformes; Catostomidae
Product: NACHT, LRR and PYD domains-containing protein 1 homolog
Exons: 12
Coding region: 517-4524 (1335 amino acids)
Biological process (GO): inflammatory response; regulation of apoptotic process; innate immune response
Cellular component (GO): cytoplasm
Source: RefSeq, a predicted model, not a curated record